GUCCACAAGCCACUGCCAACUUGCCCAGGGCCCCGUUGCCGGGGGCCUCGCUUGGCCAUUUCUCACCCGACCGGUCCUGCCCGCCUCCCCGGGGGGCCUCUCGAGCCCAGGAUGUCGGAGACCAAGGACUGGGCCACCCUUAGUCCAGAGGAGUUUGCUCACCUCCAGAAAUACCUCGACUACUCCUCCAAGAAAGUCCAGGAUGUGUUGGCGCUGUUCUCCGGAGACGGGGCCCUGGUCCAGCAUCUACAGGGAGAUUCUAUAGGGUACGAGGGCUUCCGGCUCUUCCUGGAGGCCUACCUGGAGGCAACGGAUGUGCCUGAGGAGUUGUGCCAGCGUUUGUUCAAGUCCUUCCAGACCCUGGAGCCUGGAAAGGCAGGCCAAGAACCAGAGCCAUCUCUAGUUUGCCUCAAUGAUGUGUCCUGCUACUUCUCUUUGCUGGAGGGGGGGCGGCCAGAGGACAAGCUGGAGUUCACCUUCAAGCUGUAUGACACAGACAGAAACGGGCUUCUGGAUGGUUCUGAGGUGGACCGGAUCAUCACGCAGAUGAUGCGUGUGGCAGAGUAUCUGGAGUGGGACGUGACUGAGCUGAGGCCGAUCCUGCAGGAGAUGAUGAAGGAGAUUGAUUAUGAUGGCAGUGGCACCGUCUCACUGUCCGAGUGGCUGCGCGGGGGCGUCACCACGGUGCCUCUGCUGGUCCUGCUGGGGCUGGAGGUGAACAUGAAGGACGACGGGGAGCACAUGUGGCGGCUGAAACACUUCAACCGUCCAGCGUACUGCAACGUGUGUGAGACCAUGCUGCUCGGCCUGCGGAAGCAGGGACUGCGCUGUGUCUUCUGCAAGUUCACUGUCCACGAGCGAUGUGCGCGGAAGGCAUCUCCCUGCGGCGUCAGUACCUACGCCAAGAGCAAGCGGGACACGGGCGCCCAGGCCCACGUGUGGGUGAGGGGCAGCUGUGAGCCCGGCCGCUGCGACCGCUGCCAGAAGAAGAUCAAGAAUUUCCAGAGUCUCACAGGGCUGCACUGUGUGUGGUGCCACCUCAAGAUCCACGAUACCUGCCUGUCGGCUGUGGACCCCAUGUGCGACUGCGGGCUCCUGCGGGACCACGUGCUGCCUCCCUCGGCCAUCUACCCCGUCAUCCUGGAGCGGCAGAACAGCCAGAAGAACGGCGCGCCCAGCGAGGACCCGGCCCAGGCCUCCACCACGCCCGACGGGCAAGUCCUGCGGAUCGUCCCUGUCCCCAACACCCACCCGCUGCUUGUCUUCGUCAACCCCAAGAGUGGCGGGAAGCAGGGGGAAAGGGUCCUUCGGAAGUUCCAGUACCUUCUGAACCCGCGGCAGGUCUACAAUCUCCUGAAAGGAGGGCCCGGACCAGGGCUGAACUUCUUCCGGGACGUCCCCGACUUCCGCGUGCUGGUGUGCGGGGGCGACGGCACCGUGGGGUGGAUCCUGGAUGCCAUCGACAAGGCCAACCUGCCUGUCCGGCCACCGGUGGCCGUGCUGCCCCUGGGCACCGGCAACGACCUGGCCCGCUGCCUGCGCUGGGGAGGUGGUUACGACGGCGCCAGCCUGUGGAAGGUGCUGCGGGACGUGGAGGGCAGCGCGGCGGUGCGCAUGGACCGCUGGCAGGUGGAGGUGACGCCGCUCAGCCCGGACGAGCACGGGGACCCCGUGCCCUACGACAUCAUCAACAACUACUUCUCCGUCGGCGUAGAUGCCUCCAUCGCGCACAGAUUCCACAACAUGCGGGAGAAAUACCCAGAGAAGUUCAACAGCAGGAUGAAGAACAAACUCUGGUAUUUGGAGUUCGCCACCUCAGAGACCAUCUUUGCCACCUGCAAGAAGCUGAAGGAAUACUUGACCAUUGAGAUCUGUGGCUCCCCCCUGGAUCUGAGCAGCAUGUCCCUGGAAGGCAUCGCAGUGCUCAACAUUCCCAGCAUGCACGGUGGCUCCAAUCUGUGGGGCGAGACCAAGAGGCCCCUCGGGGACCCCCGGACCCCGGCCCCGGGCCCCCCGCCCCCCGAAGCCAUCACCGACCCCGAGGUGCUGAAGGCCUGCAUCCAAGACCUGAGUGACAAGCGCCUGGAGGUGGUGGGGCUGGAAGGCGUCAUCGAGAUGGGGCAGAUCUACACCGGGCUCAAGAGUGCCGGCCGGCGGCUCGCCAAGUGCUCCCAGAUUACUCUCCGGACCACCAAAGCCCUCCCCAUGCAGAUCGAUGGUGAACCUUGGAUACAGCCCCCCUGCACUAUCCGCAUCACCCACAAGAACCAGGCUUCGAUGCUGAUGGCCCCGGCUCCCCGUUCCUCCAGCUUCUUUGGCCUCAAGAAGGGGGGGCCCCCCGAGAGCUGAGGGCUCCCCCCCACACCCGGGGGCACAGGUCCACUCAGCCUGGGCCUCCAAUCCCUCCCCACGAUUGCCCUCCCCAGCCCGGGCCCCCCCAACUCCGCUCGCUUCCCCCGGUCCUUAGCCCAGUAUUUAUUGCCCUUGAAAGUGCCUCAUCUGAAUAAACUGAUUUGGUUUUUC
Molecule: messenger RNA, 2523 nt
Organism: Tachyglossus aculeatus (Australian echidna)
Lineage: Eukaryota; Metazoa; Chordata; Mammalia; Monotremata; Tachyglossidae
Gene: DGKA
Product: diacylglycerol kinase alpha
Exons: 24
Coding region: 112-2349 (745 amino acids)
Biological process (GO): intracellular signal transduction; lipid phosphorylation; diacylglycerol metabolic process
Cellular component (GO): plasma membrane
Molecular function (GO): calcium ion binding; ATP-dependent diacylglycerol kinase activity
Source: RefSeq, a predicted model, not a curated record